CGCCGGCUCCCCUGUCCAGGGCCCCCGGCCGCCGGCCGCAUGGGCGCGGGCUGGGAGCUGGGGGCGGUGGCUGGCCGCUCGCUGCUGCUGUGCGCCGCGCUGCUGCUCGCGGGCUGCGCGCUGGGCCUGCGCCUGGGCCGCGGCCGGGGGUCGGCAGACCGCGGGGUGCUCGCCUGGCUCUGCUACGACGCCCUGGUGCAUUUCGCCCUGGAAGGCCCUUUUGUCUACUUGUCUUUUGUAGGAAACGUUGCGGAUUCCGAAGGCUUGAUUGCUUCAUUGUGGAAAGAAUAUGGCAAAGCUGACGCAAGAUGGCUUUAUUUUGACCCAACCAUUGUGUCUUUGGAAAUUCUGACUGUGGUCCUGGAUGGGUCUCUGGCAUUAGUCCUCAUUUAUGCCAUAGUCAAGGAGAAAUAUUACCGGCAUUUCAUACAGAUUACCCUGUGCGUGUGUGAAUUGUAUGGCGGGUGGAUGACCUUCUUCCCAGACUGGCUUAUGGGAGGCCCCAACCUCAACACCGACAACUGGCUCUACUUUGGGGUCUAUCUGGUAUUUUUCAAUAGCGUGUGGGUUCUGAUGCCAGGGCUGUUACUGUGGCAGUCAUGGGUGGAACUCAAGAAAAUGUAUUACAAAGGAACCAGUGCAGGGAAAAAGUUUCAGUGAAUUUUCAAAAUCACAGACACUGGUAUCUUGCUUUAUAAGCCAGAAUGGGUCAAACCUUUUUGUUGGUCAAAAUGUAAUGCAUUCCUGUGUACACUUUCUUUUUCUACUGUUGUUCCUAAACAGCCUAUUUCAAAUUGAUUGUAUGGUGGCAAGUUUUUUUUUUCUUCUUCAGUUAAAUUACAAUAUGGGGAACAGAGAAUAAAUUUUAACUUGUAAUAAUAACCCGUUUGAUUAUAUGUUUUUAUGGCUAGCAUUAAUUGUUCUGCAUUAAUAAAGCCAAUUAU
This is a messenger RNA of Callorhinus ursinus (northern fur seal), 944 nucleotides long. RefSeq names its product EBP like (gene EBPL). Gene Ontology annotation, molecular function: cholestenol delta-isomerase activity. Gene Ontology annotation, cellular component: endoplasmic reticulum; membrane. NCBI's taxonomy places the organism in Eukaryota, Metazoa, Chordata, Mammalia, Carnivora, Otariidae. The record is from RefSeq and is a predicted model, not a curated record. Gene Ontology annotation, biological process: sterol metabolic process.